AUGAGCCUGCAGAUGAGUGCUCACUCCCCCUCCUCCUGUGAUGCUGUCCCACUGUGGACUCCUAGUGUCCAGUCUGGCUCACCAGACACCUUGCCGCUGACCACCAGAAUCCUGAUCUGGUACAACACUGAUCUCUCAAGCUGCUUCCACACUCUGGACCUCCAAGAAGCUGCAGCAGCAUCGCACCAGCUGCCUCGCGCAAAGCACCUGCUCCAGGCCUAUAGGCACUGCCAUCGCUGCUGCUUCCACAAUGGAGCUCCCUCCAGAAGGUAUCAGAAGCAUGUACACACAUACAGGAUCUUACCCGAUGAAGAUGAUUUUCUGGCAGUACAGACUUCUCAAGGUGUGCAGGUGAGACGCUUCAAAACACUGACUGAGCUUAUCACAUCCUACCUCCAGCCGAACCAGGGUCUGGUCAGCACACUGCUGUACCCUGUAGAGAGGGAGGACAAAAAGGAAACAGCCGAGGACAAGGACUAUUCAGAUGGUGAAGAUGAGAAACCACCUUUGCCCCCUCGCUCUGCUUCAACCAGUUUCAGUGGCAGUGCUGGCACUUGCCUUAGUCCGGUGGCGCAAGAUGGAGCAGCGGACAGUGCAACUAAUGGGAUGACCACCAUGUCUCAUGAAUAUUUGAAGGCGAGCUAUGUCUUAGACCUGGAGGCAGUGAAGGCAGGUGCUACCAGCCUCCCACAUCUCAACAAAGCAUUAGUGACGUCCUGCAAGAGGUUGAACAGUUUGACCAGGUAA
Rhincodon typus (whale shark) is the source of this 747-nucleotide messenger RNA. RefSeq names its product phosphatidylinositol 3,4,5-trisphosphate 5-phosphatase 2A-like. The transcript is spliced from 6 exons. Lineage: Eukaryota; Metazoa; Chordata; Chondrichthyes; Orectolobiformes; Rhincodontidae. The coding region runs from base 1 to 747 and encodes 248 amino acids. The record is from RefSeq and is a predicted model, not a curated record.